GCUGCUGGCCCGUGGCGCUGUACUGUGUACGUGGUGCAGGACAAUCUGCAGCCUGCGUUGGAGCUCAUCAGCCGCUUUGCUAUGUGGCGGUACGAGAUGCCCGACUUGAAGGGAGGGAGCCCUGACGUGCUCUGGCUGCAGGUCACGGUGCGUCCGUUCUGCGCGAUCCAGAUCGCGCAAGCGUUGCCGGUGAAGGUGCCGGUGGAGAAGGCGGCGGCGGCGGAGAGCGGUGCGAUGCUUGGCGGUGCGCCGCCAUCAUGGAGCGGCGAGCAGGUGGUGACAGAGUUGGGCGGCAACACCUUCCCGCUUCGCUGUGUUGUGGGCGAGAACUGGCAGGGCGGCUGGCGCACGAAGGCAGGCAUGGAGCUGGCUGCGCGCGAGCCCGGCGCCACUUACGAGUGGACCCCGCGGCCGAAAGGCCAGGGAAAACAUUACAGCAGCCGCACCGCCUCGCAAGGCAAGCGGCAGCGGGCGCUGGCUGACCUGAGGAGUGAG
Messenger RNA from Effrenium voratum, 495 nucleotides. Lineage: Eukaryota; Dinophyceae; Suessiales; Symbiodiniaceae. The record is from the annotation of a GenBank genome assembly.